Molecule: messenger RNA, 3512 nt
Organism: Thlaspi arvense
Lineage: Eukaryota; Viridiplantae; Streptophyta; Magnoliopsida; Brassicales; Brassicaceae
Source: the annotation of a GenBank genome assembly
UAAACACCAAACCCGAAACCGAUUUUCACAAAAAUGGGCAUUACCGGCUUUCUCACCGCUCUUCUCUUACUUAUAAUGCUUAUGUUCGUUCAAACUUUUUCGUCCGAAACCACAAUCUUCAAACCCUACAAAGAAGAAAACGUUCGGUCCUUGGUCGCCAAAGCGUGCCAAUUUAUCGAUGCCCACGAGUUGUGCGUUUCCAACAUCCGAACGCACAUCGAGAAAUCGGGUCACGGGUUAAACCCGCACUCGGUUUUAAGUGCUGCCGUAAAGGAGGCGCACGACAAAGCCAAGUUGGCAAUGGAAGGAAUCCCAACGGUCACGACGCUAUCUUUCCGUUCCCGUGAACAAAUUGCAAUAGAGGAUUGCAAAGAGCUUGUCGGCUUCUCGGUGACGGAGCUGGCGUGGUCCAUGCUGGAGAUGAACAAACUCCAUGGAGGAGGAGGAAUUGACGGUGGCUCUCACGACGCUGCUGCUGCAGGAGGCAACCUUAAGACGUGGCUAAGCGCGGCAAUGAGUAACCAAGACACGUGUCUAGAAGGGUUUGAAGGAACAGAGAGAAAGUACGAGGAAUUGAUCAAAGGUAGCUUAAGACAAGUCACUCAGCUCGUUAGCAAUGUCCUAGACAUGUACACGCAGCUCAAUGCCUUGCCUUUCAAGGCAUCUAGGAACGAGAGCUUCCCCGCUAGCCCUGAAUGGCUCCCAGAGACCGAUGAGAGCCUCAUGCGGCUCGAUCCGAGCGCCAUGCACCCUGACGCAGUCGUGGCGCUGGAUGGAAAAGGGAAGUACCGGACGAUUAAUGAGGCCAUCAACGAGGCUCCUAAUCAUAGCACAAAGAGAUAUGUUAUAUACGUGAAGAAAGGUUUGUAUAAAGAGAAUAUUGAUUUGAAGAAGAAGAAGACAAACAUGAUGCUUAUGGGUGACGGUAUUGGACAGACCAUCAUUACCGGUGAUCGGAAUUUCUUGCAGGGUCUUACCACUUUCCGAACUGCAACCGUUGCUGUUUCCGGAAGAGGAUUCAUAGCAAGGGACAUAACUUUCAGAAACACGGCCGGGCCGCAUAACCGUCAAGCUGUCGCAUUGAGGGUGGAUUCCGACCAAUCCGCCUUCUUCCGAUGUAGCAUUGAAGGUUACCAAGACACCCUUUACGCCCAUUCCCUUCGCCAGUUCUAUAGAGAAUGUGAAAUUUAUGGUACGAUCGAUUUCAUAUUUGGAAACGGAGCCGCCGUUUUACAGAACUGUAAAAUCUACACCCGGGUUCCGUUACCGCUUCAGAAGGUAACGAUAACUGCGCAAGGGAGAAAAAGCCCUAACCAGAACACAGGGUUUGUGAUAAUGAACAGUUACGUCUUGGCCACGCAGCCUACUUAUCUUGGCCGGCCAUGGAAACUUUACUCAAGAACGGUUUACAUGAACACUUACAUGAGCCAGCUGGUCCAGCCUAGAGGUUGGCUUGAGUGGUUUGGUAACUUUGCUUUGAACACAUUGUGGUAUGGCGAAUACAAUAAUAUUGGGCCGGGUUGGCGGUCAUCGGGUCGGGUCAAAUGGCCUGGUUAUCAUAUCAUGGACAAACGGACUGCACUAUCCUUCACCGUUGGAUCGUUCAUUGACGGUCGGAGAUGGCUUCCGGCAACAGGUGUCACGUUCUCCGCUGUUUGUAACAUCAACACUUUCCAAGUAGUUAUAAAUCAUAGCAAAGCCAUGGCUCAAAACAACAUUAUCCUCACGGCCCUCUCUUUGCUUAUGUUCUCUACUCUUUCUCAUUGUCAAGCCCUAACUUCCUCAGAAGCUCUUUGUGAUUCCACACCUCACCCGCACGUCUGUAAAUCCGUUCUACCCAUCGGAUCACCCGGUUCAGUAUCCGGAUUUGCCAGCAUUGUCAUCCUAAAGUCUCUAGAAGCUUCUAAAGACCUUCUCGCCUCCUUCCACCAGCACCAUCCCACCUCAGGACCUCUUAAAGAUUGCCAAUUACUCGCCGGCCUGCCCGUUGACCAGCUCACACGUGCGAACGCCAUCAAGGAAAAUGUUCUCGGAAAAUCCGAGGUCACCGAUCUCCUCACGUUUCUUAGCGCCGCUCUCACGAACUACGAGACAUGCCUAGACUCGGUUCGUGAGCUCACCGGAAAAUCUCCGGAGUAUGCGGUCGUUGGCGACAUCCUCACACGUGUCUCGGAUGGUAUAAAUCUGAUUAGCGUUUCUCUUGCCUUGUCCAAGGAGGCUUGGCCGGUAACAGCAGAUCCUUCAGCGACAAAGCCACCGUCGAGGAUUCUGACAGAGGGGAAAAAUUUGUCGCCACCGGAAGAUUUGUAUGUGAAGGUGAUGGAACGUGAGAGAAUGAUCCACGAGAGAGUUACGGUUCUUGGACGAAAGCUUAUUCAGUCUUCUCCCGGAGGCAAUGGUGGCUUGAAGGUGGCCAAGACGGUGAUCGUUAACCCUAACGGCGUCAAUGGUGAUGCCUUUAAAACAAUAAAUGACGCGGUAGCUGCUGCGCCCACGAAGGCAGAAUCCGGAAAUGGAUACUUCGUGAUUUAUGUCGUGGCUGGAGUUUACGAAGAGUACGUCACCGUCCCCAGCAACAAAUCGUACGUGAUGAUCAUUGGUGACGGCAUUGACAAAACAAUCAUCACCGGAAAUAGAAACGUCGUUGAUGCUGUUAUCGGAGAAGGCUUCAUGGCGGCGAACAUAACCGUGAGAAACACAGCCGGGCCUAACAAACACCAAGCUGUGGCUGUCCGCAACAGUGCAGACAUGUCAGCGUUUUACAAAUGUAGCUUCGAGGGUUAUCAAGACACACUCUACGUCCACUCACUAAGACAGUUUUACAGAGAGUGCGAUAUAUAUGGAACAGUAGAUUUCAUAUUUGGAAACGCAGCCACGGUUCUUCAGAAUUGCAACAUCAUUCCUAGGCUACCGCUUGAAGGACAAUUCAAUGCCAUAACGGCUCAAGGCAGGAGCGAUCCAAACCAGAAUACCGGGAUUUCGAUACAAAAUUGUCGAAUUACACCUAGUGCUGAAUUGGUUUCGAGUAAUUUCUCGGUUAAGACGUAUUUAGGCCGGCCGUGGAAGGAGUACUCAAGGACGGUUUAUUUGCAAAAUUUCAUGGAUGGGUUUAUUGAUGGCAAGGGAUGGAAUGAAUGGAUGGGUGAUUUCGCUUUGAGGACAUUGUACUAUGCGGAGUUCAAGAACACCGGACCUGGUUCAGAAAUAGUUAACCGGGUUAAUUGGCCCGGUUAUCAUGUGAUCAAUGGAACCGAGGCUGUUUGGUUCACCGUCUCCAACUUUAUUUUCGGAGAUAGCUGGUUGCCGAACAUGGGAGUUCCUUACGCUGGUGGCUUUAUAUGAUUUCUGGCCAUUUAAACAAUAAAGAGAAAAAUAAAGAAUUUAAGUUAAAUAUUUUGAUUCGUAACAUUGUGAUCAAGUGUUUCUUAAUUUUUAUUUAGUUGUAAUCUACUCCUCCAAGCGUCUUAAGGAUAUGAUACAAACCUCACAGAGACAUAGUCUAAAGGCUUAAA